UUCGUACUGUCAGCCUAUCAUUGCCCGGGACCUUUCAAAACAAAGAUGGCGUACUUACAUUGAAUAUCUGAAAUUCUGAACAUAUUUUUGCCUCUUUGUUGUAAUUUCAGAAACUUCAGAAUGAAGGUGGUCAAUUUGAAGCAAGCCAUCCUUCAGGCUUGGAAGGAGCGCUGGAGUGACUACCAAUGGGCUAUUAACAUCAAGAAGAAUUUGGGAACGAAGGGAGCAACGUGGGAUUAUCUGAAUCUAGCAGAAGCACUUAUGGAGCAAGCACUGAUAGGACCAUCUCCCAACCCUCUUAUAUUGUCCUACCUCAAAUAUGCAAUAAAUUCACAGAUGGUGUCUUAUUCUAGUGUCCUCACAGCCAUCAGCAAGUUCGAUGAUUUCUCCCGAGAUCUGUGUGUCAAGUCCUUGUUGGAGAUCAUGGAUAUGUUCAGCAACCAUCUAAGCUGCCAUGGGAAGGCGGAGGAGUGCAUUGGCCUGUGCCGGGCGCUGCUGAACGUGGUGAUGUGGCUGGUGCUGGGCUGCGCCUGGUACUGCGACCGGCUCCGGGAGCUGGGCAGCUCGGCCAGCACGGAGGCCAGCCUCAAGGCCUGCCAGGAGAGGCUCCACAGCCUGGUGAGCAGCAUCAAGAACAGGGCCCUGAUCCACAUCGCCCGGCUGGAGGACCAAGGAUCCUGGAGCAACGUGGAGCAAGCCAUCGUCAAACUGACAGAAGGCAUCGGCAGCGUGACCAAUCAGACCCUGAAGAGUAAACUGGAGGAGAGCGUCUCGCUGGUGAAGGGGAUCCCCCACAUGCUGACGGCGCAGAGCCCGCCCCCGGCCCAGCCCUCCUUCCCCUCGGUCCACGCCUUCAUCAUGCUGGAGGGGACCAUGAACCUGACGGGGGAGACCCAGCCGCUGGUGGAGCAGCUCAUGAUGAUCAAGAGGAUGCAGCGUAUCCCCACGCCCCUCUUUGUGCUGGAGAUCUGGAAGGCCUGCUUCACUGGCCUCAUCGAGUCGCCCGAGGGCACGGAGGAGCUGAAGUGGACCGCCUUCAUGUUCCUCAAGAUCCCUCAAGUGCUUCUCAAGCUAAAGAGCCCUCAGAGUGAUAAAGGACAGGAGUUCAUGGACGACGUCAACGUGGCGUUUGAAUACCUGCUGAAGCUCACGCCGCUGUUGGACAAGGCAGACCAGAGAUGCAACUGCGACUGUCUGAACAUGCUGUUACAGGAGUGCAACAAGCUGGGUCUGCUCUCUGAUUCCCACGCAGCCAACCUCAGCUCCAAGCGGGAGUACGCCCCGCGGCUGAAGACCACAGAGAACGCCAACAUCCAGCCCAACCCGGGGCUGAUCCUGCGGGCCGAGCCCACUGUCACCAACAUCCUCAAGACCGUUGACGCAGACCACUCCAAGUCUCCGGAGGGGCUUCUGGGGGUCCUGGCCCACAUGCUGUCGGGGAAGAGCCUGGAUCUGCUGCUGGCCGCCGCCGCCGCCACCGGAAAGCUCAAGUCCUUCGCCCGCAAGUUCAUCAAACUCAACGAGUUUCCCAAGCACAUCAGCGGAGAGGGCUCCAAGUCGGCGUCGGUCCGAGCCCUGCUCUUUGACAUCUCCUUCCUCAUGCUGUGCCAUGUGGUCCAGACCUACGGCUCUGAGGUGAUCCUGUCUGAGCCCAGCCCCUCAGGGGAGACCCCCUUCUUCGAGACCUGGCUGCUGACCUGCAUGCCGGAGGAGGGCAAGAUCCUGAACCCGGACCACCCCUGCUUCCGGCCCGAGUCGGGCAAGGUGGAGAGCCUGGUGGCGCUGCUCAACAACUCCUCGGAGAUGAAGCUGGUUCAGAUGAAAUGGCACGAGAUUUGCCUCAGCACGCCGGCGGCCAUCUUGGAGGUGCUGAACGCCUGGGAGAACGGCGCUCUGACUGUCGAGGCUGUGCAGAGGAUCACAGACAACAUCAAGGGGAAGGUGUGCAGCAUGGCCAUCUGCGCCGUGGCCUGGCUGGUGGCCCACGUGCGCAUGCUGGGCCGCGACGAGCGCGAGAAGCCCCAGACCAUGAUCCGUCAGCUGGUGCUGCCCCUGUUCGGCGAGAACACCCUGCAGUUCUACAACGAACGGGUGGUGAUCAUGAGCUCCAUCCUGGAGCACAUGUGCGCCGACGUCUUCCAGCAGACGGGCCUGCUUCUGCGCUCCACCCUGGAGGGCCAGGAGCCCAUCCCCUACCGCAACCUGCUGCCCGCCAAGGAGCCCAUCCACGAGGCCCUCCGCCGGCAGUUCCAGGCGGUGCUGCGCAAGGGCUGGGUGGACAGCCGCGCCCUACAUCUCUUCGAGAGCCUGCUGCACAUCGGAGGGGUCUUCUGGUUCACCAACAACCUGGUCAAGGAACUGCUGAAGGAGACGAGGAAGGAGUGGGCCCAUCGCGUGGUGGAGCUGCUCUACAGCAUCUUCUGCCUGGACACACAGCAGAUCACCCUGACCCUCCUGGGGACCAUACUGCCCAACCUGCUCACAGACCCUGCCCACUGGCACAGCCUGGCAGACCCCCCGGGCAAGGCCCUGGCCAAGCUUUCGGUGUGGUGCGCACUCAGCUCCUUCUCCACCCACCACAAGGGUCAGGCCUCCGCCCGCCAGCGCAAGAGGCAGCGGGAGGACAUCGAGGACUACAGCAGCCUGUUCCCCCUGGAUGACACCCAGCCCUCAAAGCUCAUGCGCCUGCUCAGCUCCAACGAGGACGAGCCCGUCACCCUCUCCAGCCCAGGAGACCGGUCCAUGAGCAGCUCCCUCUCAGCCUCCCAGCUGCACACGGUCAACAUGAAGGAGCCCCUCAACCGUGUGCUGGCUAACCUCUUCCUGUUAAUCUCGUCCAUACUGGGCUCCAAGAUGGCCGGGCCCCACACCCAGUUUGUGCACAGCUUCAUGGAGGAGUGUGUGGAAUGUCUUGAGCAAGGCCACCGGGGAAGCAUCCUUCAGUUCCUUCCUUUCACCAUGGUGUCUGAGCUGGUGAAGCUGCCUGCCAUGGCCAAGCCCAAGGUGGUGCUGGCCAUCACAGACCUCACCCUGCCGCUGGGGAGGAGGGUGGCGGCCAAAGCCAUAUCGGCCUUGUAGCUGGUCAGCUACAAGGGGCUCCCUGGGUUAGCUCAGCACCGCGUAGGGGUUACUAAAUGGAAGGAGCGAGCGAAGGGGUGUAAGGUGUGACGGUGCAUGCCGUCGUUGUUGCCCUUUUGCGGGUCAUGAGACAUCUUUUUAUAGGGGAUUCAUGUUUUUGCUUGUUUGUUACCUCUUGUAAUCUUUUUUUGUAAUAAAUAAAUGAAUUGUAAGGA
Messenger RNA from Gadus morhua (Atlantic cod), 3293 nucleotides. RefSeq names its product mediator complex subunit 24 (gene med24). The transcript has 26 exons. The coding region runs from base 121 to 3078 and encodes 985 amino acids. The record is from RefSeq and is a predicted model, not a curated record. NCBI's taxonomy places the organism in Eukaryota, Metazoa, Chordata, Actinopteri, Gadiformes, Gadidae. Gene Ontology annotation, cellular component: mediator complex. Gene Ontology annotation, biological process: positive regulation of transcription initiation by RNA polymerase II. Gene Ontology annotation, molecular function: transcription coregulator activity.